This is a messenger RNA of Caenorhabditis sp. 36 PRJEB53466, 1894 nucleotides long. NCBI's taxonomy places the organism in Eukaryota, Metazoa, Nematoda, Chromadorea, Rhabditida, Rhabditidae. The record is from the annotation of a GenBank genome assembly.
AUGCUAUCCCGGUCCUUUCCCCUCCUUUCCCUUCUUCUCUCCACAGUUUCCUCUUAUAAUUUCCUCAUCGUCAAUCCAAUAUACGGGUACAGUCAUGCCAAAUAUCUCGGAAAACUGGCAGAUGUUCUCGCAGACGCUGGUCACAAAGUGGUAGGUCAAAACACGGAAAACUGGUUGUUCCAGUUGUCUCGUUUCAGACUGUCUUCCAACAUUAUCACACAGUCUUCAAAAACUCUGACAAAUACGUGAAGAACAAAAAUGUAGAGAUUCUCAAUUACUUCCCGGAUAAAUAUGAAGAAAUGCUCAAGAAGGAGGCGAGGACGUUCCCAGACUUCUGGGAUUCGCCAAUGAUGACGAACGUCGUUUUGAGCAGUUUUGUGAUGCCUGAUUUGCUGAGAAAAGAGUUUGAAAAAGAGUCGACAAGUAAGUUGAGUUCACGAGGUUCGGCUCACGAGCACAUUCGGCUAUUUGUAGGAGUUCUGAAAGACAAGGAUCUUCAUCAGCAACUGAAAGACAAGAAAUUCGACGCAGUCAUCGUAGAAACAUUCGAGUCUUCAGGAUUCUGUAAGUGUUUCUGAAAAGGAAUGACUCAAGGGAACCUUUUUUUCCAGAUCUGGCUCACCUUAUCGGUGUGAUCCCAAUUGCCACUAUGUCUUCCGUCCGUCAUCCUUCUCAAUCCCUUUUCGGACAGCCCUCAAUUCUCGGCUACGUCCCAGGAGAAGGCUCAAACCUGCCACCGAACGCUGGUUUCCUCGACCGUCUCAAUGAUGUGUACACCAAAUUGUUCGUAUCCAGAAUGUUCCACGGACUUUUCGAAGAGCAGCACAAAGUCUACGCAGCCGCAAUCGGCGGAGAUGUUCCGCACUGGGAAGAGCUUGUGAAGAGGUCGCCGAUCUUUCUGACGAACGGCAAUCCGUACCUUGACUUCGCAGUGCCAUCGCCUGGGAACAUUGUGCAGAUUGGUGGGAUUACAACUCCAAAGCAUGUAAGAAAGUGGAUCCGUUGCCCGAAGAGUACGAGAAGAUACUGGAGGAACGGGAUUCCACUGUCCUGGUCUCUUUCGGGUCCGUCAUGCGUUCUUAUCAAAUGCCACCCAAGUUCAAGUGAGUUAUUUAAUUAGACUUUUUAUUUUGAAAACAACUUGUAUACUUUGAAGGGCGGGAGUGAUUAAAAUGUUCGAAAACCUUCCGGAUGUCACUUUCAUUUGGAAGUAUGAAAUCGACGACGAAGAGCUUCAAAAGCGCCUUCCGAGCAAUGUGCACUUGAAGAAAUGGGUGCCACAGCCUGCUCUUCUGGCUGAUAAACGAGUGAAAGUGUUCGUGACUCAUGGAGGUUUAGGAAGCACAAUGGAAGUGGCUCAUUCCGGGAAACCAGCUCUUAUGGUAAGAUGGUCUUGAAAGUGGAGAUGCGCAUAAUGAGAGAAUGUUUCAGAUACCUCUGUUUGGUGAUCAACCUCUUAAUGCGCAAAUGCUGGCGAGACACGGCGGAGCAGUUGCGUACAACAAGUACGAACUUCCAAACGGAGAGAAGUUGACGGCCACUAUGAGGGACAUGGUACACUCCCCAAAGUACAAAGAGCACGCCGAAGAGCUGAAGCACGUGCUGGAGAGUCAGCCGAUUGAUCCGAAAGAAACAUUUCUGAAGCAUGUGGAAUUCGCAGUCAAGUAAGUUCAUCUUUAUUUUCCAAUAUAACUGUUCUUUGUUCAGAUUCCCUCACUUCAAGUCACAGAUCCCGGAGAUCAGCGGCUCCGGACUCAUCGGAUUCUACUACCUUGACGUUAUUUUUUUCUUCUCUGUUAUUCUCCUCAUUUCCCUGUAUCUCAUAGUCAAAUUGACUCUCCGAAUUGUCCGGAGAUUCGCCACCGUACAAUCGAGAAAAUCCAGAACCGAGUAA